AUGGACUCCUCCGUCGAGAAGGGUAGCGGAUCGCUGGAUCCGGACGGGCGCACGGCCUCCGGGAACCCCAAGGCCUGCACCGACUGCUACGCCACCAAGACGCCGCUCUGGCGCGGCGGGCCCGAGGGACCCAAGUCGCUGUGCAACGCGUGCGGGAUCCGGUACCGGAAGAAGCGGCGGGAGGCGCUGGGGCUGGACGGGCCCAAGAGACGGGAGCCUGUCGCGGCGGCGGCGGACGCGGCCUGCGCGGAUGAGGACGCCGGCGGCGAGGAGGAAGAAGAAGACGAGGAGCAGCAGCAGGAGACGACGACGAAGAAGAGCAAGCGCGUGGGGCCGUGGGGGAAGGUGACGGUGGAGCUGCGCAUGGUGGGGUUCGGCAAGGACGCGGUGCUCAAGCAGCGGCGGCGGAUGCGGCGCAAGAGGCGCCUCGGCGAGGAGGAGAAGGCCGCCAUCCUACUCAUGGCGCUAUCCUCCGGCGUCAUCUACGCCUCCUGAGGGAGGCACCCGACCCAGCACCAACAAGCCAAGAUC
Molecule: messenger RNA, 531 nt
Organism: Lolium rigidum
Lineage: Eukaryota; Viridiplantae; Streptophyta; Magnoliopsida; Poales; Poaceae
Product: GATA transcription factor 17-like
Exons: 3
Coding region: 1-495 (164 amino acids)
Biological process (GO): regulation of DNA-templated transcription
Molecular function (GO): zinc ion binding; sequence-specific DNA binding
Source: RefSeq, a predicted model, not a curated record